This is a messenger RNA of Drosophila willistoni, 2242 nucleotides long. RefSeq names its product protein sex-lethal. The record is from RefSeq and is a predicted model, not a curated record. The transcript has 7 exons. The coding region runs from base 755 to 1816 and encodes 353 amino acids. Gene Ontology annotation, cellular component: spliceosomal complex; cytosol. Gene Ontology annotation, molecular function: mRNA binding. Gene Ontology annotation, biological process: sex determination; positive regulation of mRNA splicing, via spliceosome; alternative mRNA splicing, via spliceosome. NCBI's taxonomy places the organism in Eukaryota, Metazoa, Arthropoda, Insecta, Diptera, Drosophilidae.
GUCUAAACAUUGUCAUAAUCCAGAAGAAAGCGUGUGUUUCUGUGAGUGUGAAAAAAACGUUGAAUCGACGCCGCGCAGUGCAUUUUUUUCUGUAUCAACAACAACAACAACAACAACAACAACAACUACACUCAGCUGAGCGCCGCCACCUCACAGCAACCACAUAAAUAGCAACAACAACAACUACAGUAGAAGCAACAACAACAACAGUAACAGUAACAUAAAAAAGCCGAUGCUGCAAAGAAAAGAGAAAGAGCAAGAAGCAGAAUCAAGAGCUAUUCUAACGGCAUAUAAAGAAACAGAGACACACGGCAGCAGCAGAGAGCGUCUGUGUGUGUGCGUGUGCUCCUUCCUUCGUCGAACCUAGCCAAAACAAAACAGUUGAUCUGACUUGAAACGAAGAAGAAGAAGCAGCAGCAGCAGAAAGAAAGAGCGACAAAAAAAGACUUUUUUGAUAUAGCGUAAUAAUACAGAAAGAGAGAGGAACAAAAAUUAGAAGAAAAACUACUACUAGUACUCAGCAGCAGGCCAGCUGAGAGCGCUGAGCGCCAAUUACACAAUAGAGAAACAAUAAACAAAGAAAAAAAGGAUCAAGAAGACUGGAAAUAUCUUCUUCUCCUGCCUUCCCCCAACCCACACUUAGCCAGCAGCAGUAGCAGCAGCAGCACAGACUCUUUUCUUUUACUGAAAGAGAGCACCUAAGAGUAUUUUGCUCAAAAACAAAAUACUCGUGCCCCCCACAAAUUCUCAGGAUAUGUACGGCAACAAUAACCCUGGUAGUAACAAUAAUAACGGUGGUUAUCCCCCAUACGGUUACAAACAGUCGAGCGGUGGGCGAGGAUUUGGCAUGUCUCAUUCACUGCCAUCAGGAAUGUCACGUUAUGCGUUCUCACCACAGGAUACAGAAUUUACAUUUCCAAGUUCCUCGUCGCGUCGCGGUUACAAUGAUUUCCCUGGCGGCGGCGGUAAUGGCGGCAGUGCCAAUUCCCUUGGCGGUGGCAAUAUGUGCAAUAUGCCACCGAUGGCCAGUAACAAUUCAUUGAACAACCUGUGCGGUCUAUCAUUGGGCAGCGGCGGCAGCGAUGAUCUUAUGAACGAUCAUCGUCCGAGUAAUACCAAUUUGAUUGUGAACUAUUUGCCCCAGGAUAUGACUGAUCGUGAGCUAUAUGCGCUAUUCAGAGCCAUUGGACCCAUUAAUACGUGCAGAAUCAUGAGAGACUAUAAGACUGGCUACAGUUUUGGUUAUGCUUUCGUGGAUUUCACAUCGGAAAUGGACUCACAGCGUGCUAUUAAAGUACUCAAUGGCAUCACAGUACGCAAUAAAAGGCUAAAGGUUUCCUAUGCUCGUCCGGGCGGUGAAUCGAUCAAGGAUACCAAUCUGUAUGUGACAAAUCUGCCGCGUACAAUUACAGAUGAUCAGCUGGACACAAUUUUUGGCAAAUAUGGUUCCAUUGUGCAAAAGAAUAUAUUGCGUGAUAAGCUAACUGGUCGACCAAGAGGCGUGGCAUUUGUGCGCUAUAACAAGCGCGAGGAGGCACAGGAGGCCAUUUCGGCAUUGAACAAUGUUAUACCCGAGGGAGGAUCUCAACCGCUUUCGGUGCGUCUGGCCGAGGAGCAUGGCAAGGCAAAAGCGGCGCAUUUUAUGUCACAAAUGGGCAUGGGACCGUCGCCACCGAAUGUACCACCACCACCGCCGCCACCACCACCACAUAUGGCGGCUGGUUUCAAUAAUAUGGUUCAUAGAGGUAGAUCAUUAAAAUCACAGCAACGCUUCCAAAAAACGCAUCCAUAUUUUGAUGCGCAAAAGUUUAUCUAAAAAAAAACACAACACAACAACACACACACAAACAACCAACCAACAGUAACAAAAAACAGACCAGUUUUCUAUACAGCAGCAACAACAACAACAACAACAGCAACAACACAAACACCAAUUCAUCAACUAACCAAACAACAUUAAUAAUAUACACAUACACAUACACUUACAUACAUACAUAUAAAUUACAUUCAACAAUUUGUUUAGUUAAUUUAGCCAUCCACAAAAAUCUAUCUCUACCCACCCCCAAUCUAUUAUCCUCCUUGCUCCUUAAUUUUCUUGACAUACAUUUCUCGUAUUUAGUUUCUCCUCUCCUCUACAAGUUGCAAAUUUUCUUCCUCUCUUUUCGUUUCCUUCCCCCCCUUUUAAUUCCAAUUAAUGGAAUUGAAUUUGAUGAUUUUGUAUGUAUAUAUUAUAAUAAUAUAU